Caenorhabditis sp. 36 PRJEB53466 is the source of this 2224-nucleotide messenger RNA. Lineage: Eukaryota; Metazoa; Nematoda; Chromadorea; Rhabditida; Rhabditidae. The record is from the annotation of a GenBank genome assembly.
AUGACAACUACGCCGCCUGGAUCUUCCGGGGUCGCAGAUCUGGCGGUUCCGAAGCUCAUGCAUCCGUGUUUCUCUUUGAACGUUAACAAUAAUUACAAAAAUCAACUUUUUGAUAUAUUCACUUUCGGAAAUUUUGCUCCGAACAUUUGCGAACGUCAAUGUGCUCAUUUUGUUGAUGCUCGUAAGGAACAUUCACUUUUUUUUAAAAAAGUUGAACAUUUGUUUCUCAGUCCGCUUCACUUGCGGUGAACGUCGCCCUCCUCCGACGUGGCAAGUGGGCUCAGUUGGAUCUGCUCAACGCAAGAUUAACUGUUCGAACUGGGACAUUCCCCUGACCGAAAAAGGAUUGAAAGACGUGAGAAUCAAAAUAUUUUUGGUUUAAGGAUUCCUGGCCUUUCACAUGCAACUCGUGAAUUCGAAUUAAACGAAGGGUCACGGGAAAUGCUAGAAUAAAGUGGGAUUUUUUAGGGAAUCUCCUUGAUCUACACUUACGGAACUUUUGCUUCGGGAAGCGGGGAAGAUUUCACUCCUCCGUAUUCUUUGGAUAAUAAAUCAAUCGAGUAUCUGGACAGCUUGUUCAUCAAAGGUUUUCAAAUGAAACCAAUAGUGGAAUCGACUAAAAAAGCAGAAGCUUUGGCUGGAAUGGAGGAAAUGCUCGAGACAAUUGUGAAGAAGCAUCCCGAAAUCAUCCAUAUCGCGUUCGGAAACCCAGUAGUCUUCUUCGGAGAUGUCGUCAGAAAUCAGCCUAAAUAUUUUGCUCCGAGAUUUGAGCUGACCGACAAGUUCUUCGCAACUCUUGCCAAAGUUCCCACUUUAUCCAGUUUGGCUCUUGCUUUGGUGAACAUAACUGGCAAGGAAUCUAUUGUAGGUUUCGCUUUUCAAAAUUUCUAUCAAUUUAGUUGAGUUCUUACUAAUGCUUAUUUCAGCCAGAUGCAAUGAUCCAAAACUUGAAAUCCAUCGGAUUUUAUAACGUGACAAUGACCUCAAUUCCCGAUUGGGUCACGAGCUCUUCGUUAGAAUUUCUCGAGUUCCAAGUAACACUGAAUGACAAAAUGGAUAUGAGUGGGUUGGACAAACUGCCUCUGCUAGAGCACUUUCUACUUACUGAAUCUAGUUUGACCACCAUCAAAAGUUCAUUUUUGGCUCAAAGCACAAACCUGAUUUCGCUGACACUCCAGUGCAAUGCGAUUAACUCCAUUUCCGAAGGAGCAUUCGAUCAUUUGACUAAACUGAAAUUUCUGAAUUUGGCUGGAAAUCGACUUGUCACUCUUCCGGAAGCUCUUCUCGCAAAACUGGAUAACUUGCUGACACUGGAUUUGAAAGCGUUCGUUUUAAAUUUUACAUUCCAACAUUUUAGAUACUGUAGAGAUCUUCUAGAUCCUCUUCGAAUACUAACAAUAAUUCUGUUGAAUAAUAAAUCUUAGAAAGCGAAGACGUUAAUUUUCAGAACCGACAACACCACAUCUGCCAUCAAAACCAUCCAAACAUUCGAUGAAACAACAAUGCAAUGUCAAAUUGAACUCGGAUAUUCGGAACAAAACGUUUUGAAAUCAAUGCCGACCGUGCCCAAUCCAGAAGGAAUUCUUGCUUUAGACAUCAGGGGACAGUCGAACUUUCUAAGUCAAAAUAGACAAAUGUUGGGACAGUUCAAAAAGUUAGAGGUAUGUGAAAGUUAGAAUUCAUUAUAGAAAAAAAUAUUAAAUUCAGAUAUUGAACUUAGGCAAUUUGGGUCUGACAUCAGUUCAGAAUAUGUCACUGGAGACUCUUUGUAACCUGGAAGAUAUCAAUUUGAUCGGAAACCCACUGAGUGAGGAGGAAUGGAUUGGGGAAGACGUCUUUGUGAAUUUGAACCUGCAAAAAAUCAGACUGGGCACCCCAAAGUCCAUGACAAAUGUGCCGAAUCCGUUUGUCUCUUUCAUGAGAACUUCUUCGCAAAUUAUGUACUCUGCGCCGACUUCGUUGAAUCAAGUCGACUUCUAUAAGAAUAAAAUUGGAUGCGAUUACGGUAAACGGCAGCACGAGCACAUGAGGUUUAUUGACCGUUUCCAGACAUUAUCUCAAGCGCAACGUUGUUCGGAUAUCAAGUUCAGAAUCUGAGUUGCACGGAUGAAGUGAAAGAUGCCAUUGAAAAAAUCAGAGUGAGACACAUUUACUUUGAAGGUUUGCAAAGAACAUGUUAAUUCAGGAAAUGGAAAUGUUGAAGAUGGAAGCUCAAUGUCAGUGA